Molecule: messenger RNA, 1086 nt
Organism: Geodia barretti
Lineage: Eukaryota; Metazoa; Porifera; Demospongiae; Tetractinellida; Geodiidae
Source: the annotation of a GenBank genome assembly
AUGAAGCUUGGCCUUUUUAUGAUGCCGUCCCAUCCCCCGGAGCGGAACAUCUACGAUUCGCACCAGUGGGAUUUGAACUACCUGGAGUUGGCAGACCGGUUGGGGUAUGACGAAGCCUGGAUCGGUGAGCAUUUCACGGCGCCGUGGGAACCGAUCCCCGCUCCGGACCUGAUGAUUGCCCAGGCCUUGCAGCGGACCAGCAGGAUUAAGCUGGGUUCAGGAGUCCAUCUUCUCCCCUACCACCAUCCGGCAGAGUUGGCCCACCGCGUCGCAUACCUGGACCAUAUUGCCCAGGGACGUUUCAUGUUCGGCAUCGGUUCCAGCGGCUUGCCCAGCGACUGGGCAUUGUUCGACGUUGACGGCAACAACGGCCAGCACCGCGAAAUGACCCGCGAGGCGCUGGACAUCAUCCUGAAGAUCUGGCAGGCGAAGGGGCCCAUGGAGUACAAGGGCAAGUUCUGGAACGCCAACGUCCCCGACACCAUGUACGAUGUCCUGCGGCCCUUUCUCUACCCCUACCAGAAGCCCCAUCCGCCCAUCGCCGUGGCGUCGGCCAGCUACCGUUCGCCAACCCUGGUCAUCGCCGGGGAACGUGGAUUCAUCCCCAUGAGCCUGGCCUUCAAUACGGAUUACUGUCUCAGCCACUGGGAAGCCAUUGAAGAAGGAGCGCAGAAGGCGGGAAGAACCCCAUCAAGGAAGGAAUGGCGGUUGGUCCGGGACGUUUACGUUGCGGACACCGAUGAGGAGGCCCGCGAAGCGGCAGUUGGAGGCAUGACGGCCAGGGUCUGGCGGGACUACCUGCUCCGCAUAUUCAAGGAGUUCAACCUGCUGCACGUAUUCAAAGACGACCCGGAAGUCCCCGACGAAGACGUUACGCCGGAAUACAUGGCCGACCACAUGUGGCUCAUCGGCUCGCCCGAUACCGUCGCGGCCAAGAUUCGCAAGCUGUAUGAGAACGUGGGAGGGUUCGGCGGCCUGCUGGUCCUGGUUUACGACCACUGGCAGAACCAGGAAGGGUGGGACAAGUCGACACGCCUGCUGGCGGAAGAGGUGAUGCCCAGAAUUGCCGACCUGGUGCCUGAAUAA